This is a messenger RNA of Cucurbita pepo subsp. pepo (vegetable marrow), 1427 nucleotides long. RefSeq names its product casein kinase II subunit beta-1. NCBI's taxonomy places the organism in Eukaryota, Viridiplantae, Streptophyta, Magnoliopsida, Cucurbitales, Cucurbitaceae. Gene Ontology annotation, cellular component: protein kinase CK2 complex; cytoplasm. The record is from RefSeq and is a predicted model, not a curated record. Gene Ontology annotation, molecular function: protein kinase regulator activity.
AGUUGGCGCUGCCGAUUAAUCGUGAACCACGGAGCGAAGUUGCACAGAUUUGAUCGUGGCUCUGCUCUAUCGCUGUGUGAUUUUUUGGUUAAGGUUUUGGAAUCCGAUAAUGCCUUCUUCUUUGCUCUCUCACUCCUUCUUCUCUCUCUCAGAUUCCGUUUAGCAAUUUCUUUGCUUUUCAAUUCUUCUUCUUCUUCUUCUCCUCCUCCUCCUCCUCCUCCUCCUCUCCGUUCCCCUUUUCUGGGCAUGUUUCUCCCACAGAUUUAGCCUCUUCAUCCUCUCUUUUUCGGCCCCUCAACCGGCGGCGAUGCACCGGGACCGUCCUGCGUUUGGCGGCGUCGGCACCGGCGCCUCCAAGUUGGACGUCACUCCCAUCGAUCGGAAGCGCAUCAAUGAGGCUCUCGAUAAGCAGCUCGAGCGAUCCUCGCCCUCGACUUCUCGUACCGUCAUUAACGGCAAGGAUAAUAAGCCCUCUGCGCCUCAGUCGGUUUUAAUGACGAAGCCGCCGUCUGAUCAGAGAGACUCUCACUCUGCAUCUCUCUCUAAGACCAACUGCUCUGAGGAGUCUGAGACUGACAGUGAAGAGUCAGAUGUCAGUGGAUCUGAUGGUGAUGAUAUAUCUUGGAUUUCAUGGUUUUGUAAUCUGCGAGGAAAUGAGUUCUUCUGUGAAGUGGAUGAUGACUAUAUACAAGAUGACUUUAACCUUUGUGGGUUAAGCAGCCAAGUUCCAUACUAUGAUUAUGCUCUUGAUUUGAUUCUGGAUGUUGAAUCCUCUAAUGGUGAUAUGUUUACAGAGGAACAGAAUGAACUAAUUGAAUCUGCAGCUGAAAUGCUUUACGGUCUAAUUCAUGCGAGAUACAUAUUGACAAGUAAAGGAAUGGCUGCUAUGCUUGACAAGUUCAAGAAUUAUGACUUUGGGAGAUGCCCUAGAGUUUACUGCUGUGGACAACCCUGUCUUCCUGUUGGUCAAUCAGACAUUCCUAGAUCAGGCACCGUCAAGAUAUACUGUCCAAGGUGUGAGGAUGUUUAUUAUCCUCGAUCGAAGUAUCAAGGUAACAUUGAUGGAGCUUAUUUUGGAACUACAUUUUCUCACCUCUUCCUGAUGACAUAUGGUCACCAUAAGCCACAAAAAGCGGUUCAGAGCUACGUUCCAAGAGUUUUCGGGUUCAAGAUCCACAAGCCAUGAAGCUGAAACUUUAAAAGCAUUCACUUGGGUGAGUUCUAUGCAAUCUUUAUUUGCUGAAAUUUAUCUGGGAAAGACAUGCUUUUGAGAAUUAGUUUAGCAGAUGCUUCCUUUGAGAAUUAAUUAAUAACGAAGAAGAUUCCUCCCUUUAUCCGCCUCGCAAUGUUAGGAUGAGGCAUUCAUCUACAACCCCUUGUGAAUGGAGGUGCCAAUUCUCAUGAUGGCUCGUAUUUGGUGAGCUUCU